Messenger RNA from Thlaspi arvense, 984 nucleotides. NCBI's taxonomy places the organism in Eukaryota, Viridiplantae, Streptophyta, Magnoliopsida, Brassicales, Brassicaceae. The record is from the annotation of a GenBank genome assembly.
AUGAACCUAUUUCGGCUUGUCGUCCUUUUUUGUCAAGACCAUGUUACAAACGUCUUCUGGAACUUGGAGGAGUACCCAAUCCCUGAUGGUGCGGAUCCUAAUUUGAUUCGUGAUAAUAUCGAAGGAGCUCUUGUUGAAAUUGGGUUUCUUGGGUAUAAGCAAUUCCAUGGGCAUGGUGACACACUGCAUCACGAGCGUGACGAGAUGCGGGAGGCCAGAAUCUUUGCCUAUCAAGGAAUCGGAAUCGGAAUCGGAGGGGUUAAAAUGUCGCCUGAUUUCAAAAUACCCCUGGAGAUGAUUAGCUGGGCAGGAUCGGCCGGUGAUGAUCCAGUAAAGUUUUUGGUAAUCGCAAAGCAAAAGCCAGGAAGCGAGCUGCUUAGGGUUCUUGAGUGUUUGAAAUCGAGAAAAUGCACUCUUCUCGUCCUAGUUGAUGACACCGCAAAAGGAGAAAGUCUCUUUGGUUCUGAAGAAUCAGUACUUGAAUGUAUACAAGUUUUCGGUGGAGCAAAGCCUAUGAGGAAAGGUCCACCAUUUUAUGAUUCUGAUUAUGACUCUGAUACUGAUCCUUACUUUAGUGUUGCUGGGGUGACCCCGACCAAAUCAAGUUGUGAUUCUGAUGAUGGUGGCAGCUCCCAAUUCGAUAUCUUCAAGAUGGAAGACUUCUCGGAGCCUAUCAGAGCCGCCAAAGGGGACAAGACAGCCGUCUUCUGGGACGUCGAGGAUUGCCCAUUCCCUCCUCUUUGUUCCCAUCCUGACGAGGUCUAUGGCAGAAUCGAGGAAGCUCUUCGUGAAAGGGGUUGUUUGGGUGAGAUAUCAAUCUGGGCUUAUGUUGAUGAGAAGAAAGGGUCUUGGAGUGGUGAGCAGCAUCUGCUUAGGAACAAGACGUGGGAUUCAAGAAUCUACUUUCUUCCCGGAGGUGAGAAUUCCAAAGAAACACUUCUUUUCCUCUUAUAUAUGUGUGUAUGUAUGCUAAAUCUCACUUAG